Suillus subaureus is the source of this 654-nucleotide messenger RNA. RefSeq lists its product as uncharacterized. The transcript has 4 exons. The record is from RefSeq and is a predicted model, not a curated record. Bases 1 to 654 code for a protein of 217 amino acids. Lineage: Eukaryota; Fungi; Basidiomycota; Agaricomycetes; Boletales; Suillaceae.
AUGACUACCACCAGUGUCAAACUCCUAAAGCUCGCGCUUCCGCUUAUCAAAACCCAUGGCUUUACCCGAGAAGCGCUAUCCUUGUCGGUGCUAUCCCUACCCACACCGCUAGCUCGUCCUCUCCCGGACGCGAGCGUGACUGCGUUGUUUGGCCCAGGAGACGAUGCGUGUAGGACACUCGUGCAUGCGUGGCUUGAUGAUGCAAGGCGUCGGAUGAAGGAAGAGGCGGUAGAGAAGAUGGGAAUGGGAGAUGUGUUGAAGGCGAGGCUGAAGAGCAACGAACCGGUGCUGGAGCACCUUCCAGAGGCGUUCGCUCUCCUCGCUUCCUCUUCCUCUUUACUUCUACCUCUACUCUCGGUGGACCCUGCUCCGAUAAUCAAACACGCUGUUCAAGUCUCUAACCAGGCGUGCUGGAUCGCUCAUAGUGAUGCGCGGGAGUUGUCUUGGUACACCCGCCGAGCAUCAAUCUCCGCCAUCUAUCUGGCCGCCGAACUUCACCAACUAACUUCCCCAAAGACAGCACCAGAAUUCUUGGAUUCGCUCCUCGAGAAUACUGAGCAUGCGGGAAAGGCUUUGGACGAGACGGCUUUGUUUGCGAGUUAUAUUUGGAAGAGCUGGAGAGGGAUUGUGAGGAGUUCUGGGGUGUUGGUUUGA